Wallemia mellicola CBS 633.66 is the source of this 1062-nucleotide messenger RNA. RefSeq names its product family A G protein-coupled receptor-like protein. Gene Ontology annotation, cellular component: endoplasmic reticulum; plasma membrane. The transcript has 2 exons. Bases 1 to 1062 code for a protein of 353 amino acids. The record is from RefSeq and is a predicted model, not a curated record. Lineage: Eukaryota; Fungi; Basidiomycota; Wallemiomycetes; Wallemiales; Wallemiaceae.
AUGACUAACUUGAAUAGCCACUUUGAAGUUCAAAUAUACAAUGGCUGGUGGCAACCUCGUGCGUUCUUCUUAGACUUAGUUGGUAAACUAAAGACAGCGCAGGCGCUCACACAGCAUCCAUUCGACUUUGUCGAUAUACAUCUUACCACACCAGGCUCAAGUUGGCAAUGGGCAGUUUUCUCAAUGUUUGGUGUCUCUGGCAUUGUGACACUCUUUUUGGUGUACUUCACAAAGCGCUACAUCAGGGGAAUGUGGACACUUGCAUUUGUCGUUUUUCACAUUUCUUUCGUAGCCUACUUUGUCAUGGCCUCUGGUUUGGGCUGGACUGCAAUCGAAGUCCAAUUUUUACACGGUAGAGGUACGACAUUUGGUGGUACACGCCAAAUCAACUACACCCGCUUCGUGCAACAAAUUUUAGCUAGCCCUACCUAUGUUCUAAUUUUGUUAUUGGGCGCUGGUGCAAAUGUUGAAAUGAUGCUGUUUGGGAUGUUCACACAGAUUUAUUUCUGGGUCUGUCUCCUCAUUGCAUCACUCAUUAGCGACCAAUAUAAAUGGGGUUUAUUCACAAUGGCCGUAGUGCUCGAAUUUAAUGUUUGGGCGGUACUAUUACACCAAGGCAUGCAUAUGCUACCUUUGCGCGGCUCGACUACUAAAAAAGGUGUUUUCUACGGUGUCACUGGAUGGUAUAUCCUCAUCUACUUGCUUUACAUCAUCGCAGUCGGUGUGAGCGAACUAGGUAACGUUAUAACAGUCACGGCUGAGGCUGUAUUUUACGGAGUACUCGACCUUUGCAUUCAAAUCGUUAUGCUCUUUGUUUUCAUCCCAGCUUUCUCAAGUUACAUCCCAGGUGUAGGAAGCAGAGGUGCGGCAAUAGAGGGACAAGCACUUGACAAUCCCUCAUAUGCACUACCUCGCAAAGAACCUCCGCAAGUGCAACAACAACAACCAGUUGAGCAGGUCACGCAACCAGCACAACAAGCACAUACACAGGAGAAGGUCCAAAUGCCACAGCCUCAACAUACGGCUCAACAAGGACAGCAACAACAGCCACAACCGGCAUAA